UUGUUAUGACUGGGAUGAUUGUUGUGUGCUUCGGGUUCGUUUGCAAUUAAAAAGGAAAAAUCAUUUUUAAAAUUAAUGCUCUGACCACCUUCAACGCGCUUGAUUAACAAGUCAUGCUUCGGACCGUGGGCGGAAUUAUUUUGCCCGCCGCAUUGCGCCUGACCGGCAGCCAAAUUCCACGGAGCUGCAUUCGCCAUGUUCAAGCGCAUAGGCAACUGUUCACAGGCAGGGGCUGGCUUGCGCGGUUUGGAGGCAAGAGCAAGCCUGUAGUGAACCCAGAACAGGGCGAUGUCACCUGGAGCAAGUUUGUACAUGCCAGCAUCUUCACCGUCGUGGGGUCCGGCGCCAUCCUGGCCGGCUGCGUCAUCUGGGAGUACGAGGGCGUGCGGGCCAUGAUGCGUCGCUCCAUGGACCGCGGCUUGCUGUGGGGCCGCAGGCAGGCGGAGCACGGCUUCAAGCGGCCCGAGUGGCGGAACCAACUGCACAGCUGGUGGGCGUCGCAAACCGACGGUCAGAAGCUCUUCUGGCCCUUGUGCCUGCUCAACGUGGUCGUGUUCCUGGCGUGGAAGGUGCCCGCCUUCUCGCCCACAAUGCUGCGUUACUUCGCCUCCACCCCUGCCUCGCCCUGGUUCCGGCUGCCCAUGCUGCUGUCCGGCUUCAGUCAUUACUCCUUCACGCACCUGGCUGUCAACAUGUUUGUGUUGCACAGUUUCUCCACCGGUGCCGUGGCGAUGCUGGGCAAGGAGCAGUUCCUCGGACUGUACCUCAGCGGCGCGCUGGUCUCCUCGUUAGGCAGCUACCUCUACAAGAUGUUCGUCUUCACGCCGGCCGUCUCCAUGGGGGCGUCGGGCGCCAUCAUGGCCGUGCUGGGGUUCGUCUGCACCGAGUCACCCGACUCCAGGCUGGCCAUCAUCUUCUUGCCGAUGUUCACCUUCACGGCCGGCACGGCCAUCAAAGCGGUGAUGGCGUUCGACACGCUCGGCGCCGUCCUCCGCUGGAACUUCUUCGACCACGCCGCCCACCUGGGUGGCGCCCUCUUCGGCGUGUACUGGUCGCUGUACGGCCGGCAACAGGUGUGGGAGCGGCGUGAGCCCGUCAUACGCUGGUACCACAACCUGCGCGAGGCCACCCGACGGCCGUGAUCGCCGUCGCCGGUCCGUCGUCCUCGUCCGCCAGCGGCGUCCGGGCGUCCCCGGUCGCGUCACGUGUGUGGCGGAGCCUCGACACGGACAGCGCGCGCGGCCGGAGCCGGUGCGCCGCCGCCGGCCGAGCCUGCAGCGGCGCCCGCUCACGAGCGGCCCGCCGCCGCCGUUUGCCAGCUGUGCCGCUGUCGAGGUCGGGCAGCUCCCAGUGGUCGGCACGCGUCUAGCGAUGCUGCGUCCCUCGAGGCCCGCUGGUGCCGCUGGUGCCGUCGGCGCUCCGCCGUCUCCUGUUGUGCCACGUGUCUGGUGACGAGCCGAGCGUUCGGAUGAGCGCUGUGAAGCCGCGGCGCCAGCGCCGGCGCGCUCGUGCCUGGCGCCCAGCCGCCGGCUUCAUCCUGACGGGAGCAGUCACUCGCGUGUCGAGUUUAGGGCGGUGAUUACGGCAGAGUUACGUAGUCUAUAGCUGAAACGUUUGUUCUGGUUUUGAUAAAGGCAUACAGUU
This is a messenger RNA of Pollicipes pollicipes, 1644 nucleotides long. RefSeq names its product presenilins-associated rhomboid-like protein, mitochondrial. Gene Ontology annotation, cellular component: membrane. Gene Ontology annotation, molecular function: serine-type endopeptidase activity. The record is from RefSeq and is a predicted model, not a curated record. The transcript has 9 exons. Lineage: Eukaryota; Metazoa; Arthropoda; Thecostraca; Pollicipedomorpha; Pollicipedidae. The coding region runs from base 114 to 1142 and encodes 342 amino acids.